Molecule: messenger RNA, 1028 nt
Organism: Paramecium sonneborni
Lineage: Eukaryota; Ciliophora; Oligohymenophorea; Peniculida; Parameciidae
Source: the annotation of a GenBank genome assembly
CAUAUAAUUCAUGCUUAAAUACUAAUAUUUUAUUGAUACUUGUAAAAACAAAGGGCAAUAAAUUCCUUAAUUAUGUGAUAUAGUUAAGGAGAAGAUUUUGAUUGGAUAUUCCGAUUUAGAAAUAUGGUUUUCUAUAAAAAAAUAUAGCGAUCAUAUUGAUUAAGUGGUACAUUCUAAAUAAUUAAAGGGAAUAGAAAAAGAUAUGGGAUCAAACAGAUUAAGUUAAUUGCAAGUCUUCCUUAGAUAGUUUUCUUCAUAGUUAUGCUGUUGAAGUAACAAUGAAUGUUUUUAAAUUUAGAUUCAUAAUGUAUUUGUGAAAUACAAAUAACACUUGGAGAAAGUGAAACAAUUAUAAUUGAUAGAUAAAAGAAUAUCAAAAAUAGUUUAGGAUAAAAUUAGUUAUGAGGAAAUGGAUGCAAAUAAAUCAAUGCAAAUAACAUUUUAAAUAUUAAAAGUUGAGGAAUUUAAUAUAUUAGAUUUUUAGAAAGAUGAUAAAAAUUAUAUUUAUACAUUAGAAUUAUCCUAUUAAACAUUGUUAAGAAAGAUUAAGGGAAAUGUUGAGACAGUUGCAUAGAGAUUAAAUUUUGAAUAAGAGAUGAUAAUAGAUUUGAAUAUAGAUAUUGGAACUUUACAAAUAAAUUUGUUUUAAGAAUAUGAUAAUGAGUAAAUAUGUAUAGCUUAACGUAAUUUGGAUCCAUUCACACAUUUAAAUGAAGAUUCAAAGUAGUUUCCAUUAAAGAUUAAUGGCAAGAAUAAAUACAUUAAUCUAGAAAUGAAGAUCACUUGUUUAGAUGAUGUAAAUGGUUAUUUAAGAACUAGAUAAAAAUAUUUAAGAGAUUAAUAUGAAAAAUUAUAUAAGUAUGAUUAUGAUUUCAUAAUAGGAAAUGUCAUAAAUAUAAAACAAAAUUAACAUUGUUACUGAAACCGUUUUAAUUGAUAAAAUUCGAUGAUGAGAACAUCUAUCUACAAAAAUUUCAGUAAAAGUAAUAAAAUAAGGAAUGUUGGAGCUGCAUUAUAUAAUGAAACCC